Molecule: messenger RNA, 1124 nt
Organism: Poecilia latipinna (sailfin molly)
Lineage: Eukaryota; Metazoa; Chordata; Actinopteri; Cyprinodontiformes; Poeciliidae
Product: chloride channel protein 2-like
Exons: 2
Coding region: 170-433 (87 amino acids)
Biological process (GO): chloride transport
Cellular component (GO): membrane
Molecular function (GO): voltage-gated chloride channel activity
Source: RefSeq, a predicted model, not a curated record
GACACAGCGUGAAGUUAGAGUUCACCUAGUGAACUGCUGUACGGACACUUGAGACAGACUGAUGCUUUAACUAGCCAGUGCGUGCAGAGACGUCACUGACCAGGUUUCUUGUCACUUCCAAGCCAAAAAUCCCUCCAACCAGUCACUGGGUGAGAUACGGAGCAGAGCCAUGGCGGAGGACGGUUCAGACCAGCGAGCCCUGCAGUAUGAACAAACUUUGAUGUAUGGGCGUUAUACCCAGGAACUCGGGGAGUAUGCCAAAGAGGAGGCGGCCCAGCAGAGGGAGAGUGGGCAGAAGCGGUUGGUCAGUGAGCGCAGCCGGAUCCUGGACCUGCCGGAGAGUGACAAGGGUCGCUGUGCCAAGUGCCGCAGUAAGUGCAAGCAAGCAACUCCCAUUGGUCAGAAUGUGGUCCAUGUGAAGCUGCAGAAGUAAUCUUUAAAUUUAAAGUAAGCGUCGUAGCUUUUAUCUACAGACAUAUUUUUUCCCUUUUGGUUUAAAUAGUUUGUAUUGAUUCUUAUCAGGGUCUUCACAUCUGCACCUGUAGGACGUAGCUGCUCUGACUAUCAUGUUCAGAGUGUUCGAUAAUCAGGUCUGCUAUGCAGCAGUGAGUGGCCUUCAUAACUGAAAAAGGUCAUUUAACAUCAUACUUAAGAGGAACUGUCAGUCCAGUGAUUGGACCACUCUUAAUAAGAUUCAGGCCUCUGACUGCAGUAAUGUCAUUAAGGGUUUGUCAUGAAGGCCUUUAAAUUUCAACCUGGCGCCUCUUUUAAUUAGUUAUUGUCUUCCAGUGUCAAUAUCAGAAUAUAUUAAUUAUUUUUUUAAACCAUUUAUUGAAAAAAAUCUGAGUCAAAAGUGUGUGUAAACACAGAUUAGAGCAUAGAUCUGACACCGUGUAUGCCUAAUCAACCAUUAUGAUGCAUCUCUCAUCACUGCCUGAUUGUUUUAUUUACUUUGGUGACAGAAAUACAAUGCUGGAAGUUCCUUUUUUGGGUUUGAAGUGGACGUGGUUCUCAAUGUUCAUUGCUAAGGAAGCUCAGGUUGUCCUGGACAACAGAUCAGAAAGCUAGAAAUUAAGGAGCAUCAGACAAUCACCAUAACAAGAAUUUCUUCUUCAUAGUCUUUC